CAUUCACCUCCUUACCUUAAUUACUGCUAUUGCUUUUCUUCAAUUCAACAGUAAACGUAGAACCUCUUUCUGGUGUAUAUUUUUUAGAUUCGGAUUUGAAACCCAGUUGUGGUUAGUUUUCAGAAGAAAACGCCUAUUCGUUUGGGGAUCAAGGAUUCCUGAAGCAUGACGUCAAGCACGGAGGCAUUGCUCCUUGAAGCCAAGAACCUUGAGAUGCAAGGCUUAGAGAAGCAUAAAAUUGCUCUGGCUUCUGCUUCUAGUCUUGAUGAAAUGCUUAAUGAGGUUUACAACAGUCGCUCACCAAAACCAAUUGAUUACGAUAAUCGAAGAGAUUUGGUUCGCAUCUUCAAUGUCAUGGCCAAGGAGAUUUAUGGAAAUUGUAAUGGUUUUCCAAUUGUGGAGGUAUUUGGUUCUUUUGUAAUGGGCAUGUUCAAUGCUGAAAGUGAUUUAGACUUAUCUAUCAAUUUUACGAAUAAUGGGGCUAAGGUUUCUAGAGUGAAGAAAAUUAAGGCCCUUCGCAAGCUGGAAAGAAAGCUGCAUUCCAUUAGAAGAGGAGGUCAUGUUAGUGACAUUCAAAAAAUCCUCUCUGCUAGGGUGCCAAUUGUUAAAGUCCUUGAUUGUGGAACUAUGAUUGAAUGUGAUGUGUCAGUUGAGAAUAGGGAUGGUAUUGCAAAAUCCCUUAUUUUUCGUGCAAUUUCUACAAUCGAUGAAAGGUUUCUGAAGCUUAGUUUCUUGGUAAAAGCUUGGGCCAAAGAUCAUGAUAUUAACAGUUCCAAGGAUCAAACUCUGAACUCUUUAUCAUUAAUAUUAUUAGUUGCUUUUCAUGUACAGACUCGGGAUCCUCCCAUAUUACCUACAUUUUCUGCUUUAUUUAAAGAUGGAAAUGAUCCUGAAGCUGUAGUGAAGAUGGUCCAAAAUUACUUGAAUUAUGGCAUAAGGAAUAAAGGAUCCUUAGCGGAGCUUUUCAUUACUCUAUUGGUUAAGCUUGCUUCUGUUGAACAACUUUGGCAGAAAGGGCUUUGUGUUAGCUUGUAUGAAGGAUUUUGGAUAUCUAAAGCUUGGAAUUCUGAGUUUUGCACUAUUCAUGUCGAGGAUUUCACAGAUCAAUCUCAAAUGUUGCAAGGGCAGUCGGAACUCAAGGUUUUGAAAAAUACAUAGCUCCAUCCUCCGUU
Molecule: messenger RNA, 1172 nt
Organism: Hibiscus syriacus
Lineage: Eukaryota; Viridiplantae; Streptophyta; Magnoliopsida; Malvales; Malvaceae
Product: protein HESO1-like
Exons: 10
Coding region: 166-1158 (330 amino acids)
Biological process (GO): RNA 3'-end processing
Molecular function (GO): nucleotidyltransferase activity
Source: RefSeq, a predicted model, not a curated record